AAAGAGGAAUCAGUGAUCGAUAUGGCAUGCCCGCUUUUCAGACAACACGGUAAUUGUGUGGCUUCCGACCACAGUACAGUGCUCACGGAAUGAAACGCGUCAAUUUAGGGCUAAGUAAUGCGCAUACUUUCGCUUCAACCGGCUACAGUUCGUGUCACAUCGACGCAAUUCCGGCGCGUACAAUUACAUCAGAGUCCUCAUCACCUUUGGUGACCAAAUUCCUAGCGACAUGACAUGGUGCUCUCGCGUACUUUGCACACAUGUAGGGUUCUACUAAAUGCUCCGUGUCCCAUUUCAUUCCGUGAGUACUGUACAUGGCGCACCAGGCCGACUGACUUAUGCGUGAGUGGUUUGGGAUACGAUGUGACUAGCAUCUCUCAUUUUCGUGCUGCAAAAAGCGUACUCUCGUCUGUACAGCGUACGCAAGAAACCUGCGCUGCUUGUGGCGCGUGUUUUGAACUGGUCGGAUUAAAGAGUAUGUAAAGAACAAUAAUUUUAUUAACAAUGUACUGAAGUACUUGUGGCCUGUGCAGGACAGACAAGGUACGAAUGGGAAACACAAUAGGGACCGCUAGUUGCACGUUCGAGAAAUUCUUGCACCAUAGCGAAUUUAUGCGGCUGGCGGCUAUCCAAUAAAGCAAAAAAAAAAAAUUAAAAGUAAAAUAAAAACCAAGGUAGCAAAUAUUUUGCAUCAGUACAGCUACAGAUGGCUGACUGCACCCGUAUAUAGAAUUAAACAAUAUGUAAGGUAUAUAUUUGCAAGGUACUCAUCUCUCCAAAUCUAAGAAGCAAACCAAGGGUGUACGAUUGCAAAUACUAAUUGUGUACUUAUUCAAGGCACUGUAUAACGUAGCUAGUCUCUUAUUCGACACAAGCCCUUCGACUGAUUUUUUGUCACUGCCUCGCAGAUGCGAAACGAUGCAUUUAACUCACUCAAGGCGCGACUCGACUCCUGGUUGGUUCUGGAGACCAACCACACGGCGACGCAGAAGGCGGUCAGCCUGUUUCGAGCCUGCACGCGAUUCCCCAAAGAGGCACUCGCCCUGGAGUUGCCCAGAAUAAGGCACUUCCUCGAGUCCAUUGGAAUGAAUCUCACUGGCCGGCAGGAGCAGGGUGCUAAGGAUACGAUGGACAACCCGGUCUUGCCCAUGCUUCGCCUAUCCCUUCAGUACGCGCUCCACACUUUCGUGGCCUUCCGCGUCGAUGGUCUGAACGUCGUCAACGGCAAGAAGGUUAUGCGGGUUGUCGUCAGCAGGACCGACCACGAUUGGCUGAAAGAGAGGGCGACGCUCAGCGAACAAGAGAAAAAGGACUUCUACGCCGGCGUCCUGCUAGUCUACGAAGCCAAACCAUUGCGACCUGAGAUCGUGAUGCUCAUCCCAGACAUCGCAAACUUUGAAUCUGAAGGUACCAAUUGA
This is a messenger RNA of Dermacentor andersoni, 1418 nucleotides long. NCBI's taxonomy places the organism in Eukaryota, Metazoa, Arthropoda, Arachnida, Ixodida, Ixodidae. The record is from RefSeq and is a predicted model, not a curated record.